Messenger RNA from Cynara cardunculus var. scolymus (artichoke), 748 nucleotides. Its product is annotated as B3 domain-containing protein Os11g0197600-like. Lineage: Eukaryota; Viridiplantae; Streptophyta; Magnoliopsida; Asterales; Asteraceae. The record is from RefSeq and is a predicted model, not a curated record. Gene Ontology annotation, molecular function: DNA binding. The coding region runs from base 8 to 748 and encodes 246 amino acids. The transcript is spliced from 4 exons.
AAAUAAAAUGGAUUUGAUGAACAAUGGAAAUGGAGUUUCUUUCUUCAAGAUAUUACUUAGGGACGACGUGGAUUACCUUCCAUUGCCGUCUUCAUUCGCCAAAAGGUAUCUGAAGAAGAAGAAGAAGAACGUAACCUUAGUUCUCAAAACCAAAUCUACUAUCAAAUGGAAGGUUAUGUACUUGGAGAUUGAAGACAGAUAUUACUUCAUCCAUGGAUGGCUCAACUUCAUCAACGACAAUCAUCUUAAAAUGGGCCACUUUCUCGUCUUUUGGCUUCUGUCUCCUUCCAUCUUUCAAGUCUGGAUCUAUGCACCCAAUGGCUGUCUCACAAAUCCAACAACUACUUGUUCAGGUGGUAGUAAGAAUGAGAACAUCUUGAAGAAACCCUUCAUUAAGGAAGAAGAAGCCAGUGAUGAUGAUUCCAUGGAAAGCGAUAAGAAAUCCUUGAAGAGGGUUAUCACCAAAAACUACAUUCAUAAAAUGCUGAUGACCAAGAGUUUCUUACAAGACGUGGGAAUGAAUGGCUGCCGCAGGCUGCGGCUGAAGAACGUGGAUGGAAAGGUGUGGGAAGUGAAGGUAAAGAGGUAUGGGAGGAAAGUGGCUCCAUAUAUGUCAACAGGAUGGAUUAAAUUCAGAAAAGAAAACAAGAUAGAGGUUGGAGACUUGUGUGAAUUUAGUCAUGUGAAGGCCAAUUUGCUUCGUGUUCAUAUCUUCAAGAAAGGAAAACAGGUGAACAAGAAUCGAUAG